CGCGCGCGGCUGGUUGACCCGCGGGCGGCGCUGCACGGUUCCGGCGUCCGGGCCCGGCAUGGCGGGGACCGGGGCCAGGCCGGGCCGGACCCGGACCUAAAUGCCUCUGCUUCUUUUCGCACUGUUGGUCUUGCUGCUGGUUGCGCUUAUCGCCCUCUUCGUAGGCCGGUGGCUUGUGGUCAGGUUGGCCACCAGGUGGUGUCAGCGAAAGCUGCAUGCUGAACUAAAGAUCGGCUCCUUUCGCUUUUUUUGGAUCCAGAAUGUUAGUCUUAAGUUUCAGCAGCACCAGCAAACAGUGGAAAUUGAUAACCUGUGGAUUUCCAGCAAAUUCCUUAGCCAUGAUCUGCCACACUAUGUUGCCCUGUGCUUUGGAGAAGUACGCAUCAGAACAGAUCUACAGAAGGUUUCUGGCCUGUCUGCUCCCUUUUCUCAGAACACUGGGGUGGAUCCAAAGUCAUUGUCCUUCAGUCCAUCCUUGUUGAAGAUCUUCUGCCAACUAUUUUCCAUUCAUGUAGAUGCUAUAAACAUCAUGGUUCUCAAGGUAGCUACCUCUGAGUCCCUGUGGCACAUUCAGAUCAGUAGAAGCAGAUUUCUUUUGGAUAGUGAUGGGAAAAGGCUAAUCUGUGAGGUGAGCUUAUCUAAGAUCAACAGCAAAGUUUUGAAGAGUGGUCAGCUGGAGGACACCUGCCUAGUGGAGUUGUCACUGGCCUUGGACCUGUGUCUAAAGGUUGGCAUUAGCAGUUGGCAUCUAAAAGCUAUUGCUGUAGGUGUGUGGACUCUUCAUGCUGAGCUACAUGAAGGACUCUUCCAUAGUCAGCUACUGUGUCAAGGCUCAAGCCGACCAUCCAAGCCUGUUUCCUGUUCAGAGUUGACAGAAAACUUGGCUGAGCCAACUCUGCCUGGCCUAUACCUCCUCCAGCUGCUGCCAGACCAAGUCAAAGUGAAGAUGGAGAACACAAGUGUGGUGUUGUCUAUGAAUAGUCAAAAGAGGCACCUGACUUGGACACUGAAGGUCCUGCAUUUCCUGUACCACCGUGAUGAGGAUCAACUGCCCCUUCGAAACUUCACGGCAAACUCAGAUAUGGCACAGAUGAGCACUGAACUCCUACUAGAAGAUGGGUUAUUGCUGUCCCAAAGUCGUCAACGGAUUGUCUGCCUCAACUCUCUCAAGGCUAGUGUGCAGGUGACCACUAUUGACUUCUCAGCCUCUCUAGUCCUGAACACUUGUAUCAUUCAUUACCGGCACCAGGAAUUUGCUCACUGGCUUCAAAUGCUAGCACUGGAGACCCCAGGGUCUGCUUCAUCUGUUCUUAAGCAGAGGAAAAAGAGAGUCUUCCCCCAGAUUCUGGCUCCCAUCAUCUUUGGCACCUCCAUCUCCAAUGUCAACAUUUCCAUUCAGCUUGGAGAUACACCACCUUUUGCCUUGGGAUUCAAUUCCAUUUCUCUGGAUUACCAGCACCUCAGGCCACAAAGUAUCCAUCAACGGAGUGUCCUAACUGUGGAUCACCUCUGUUGGCGUGUGGGCAGUGAUUCCCACAUUCAGCGGGCACCACAUCCACCUAAUAUGCAUGUUUGGGGUGAAGCACUUGUCCUGGACUCCUUCACACUACAGGGGAGCUAUAAUCAGCCUCUUGGCCUGUCCAGUACCCAAUCAGAUACCCUCUUUCUUGAUUGUACCAUCCGAGGACUUCAAGUAGAAGCUUCAGAUACCUGUGCUCAAUGUCUGUCUCGUAUCUUAUCUUUGAUGAGUCCACAAUCUGGGAAGUCAGCUGUCUCUAGGGAAUCGUCAUUGGGGGACUCUGUAACAUUACUGUGGAAGGUGGACUUGAAGGUGGAGGAUAUGAAUUUGUUUACUCUUUCUGCCCUGGUUGGUGCUUUGGAGGUACGACUGGACACAUUGACUAUUCUGGGCAGUGCUGAGACGUCCACUGUGGGAAUUCAAGGGCUCGUUCUUGCCCUAGUGAAGUCAGUUACUGAGAAGAUGCAGCCCUGUUGCAAGGCUCCUGACAUCCCUGCUCCAGUACUCAGCCUCUCCAUGCUCUCCCUUACCUAUCACAGCAGCAUCCGCUCUCUAGAGGUUCAAUGUGGAGCAGGACUGACCUUACUCUGGAGCCCCCAAGAUCACAUGUACCUGUACCAGCAUGUUCUAGCUACCCUGCAGUGCCGAGACUUACUAAGAGCCACUCUGUUUCCCAAGAUUGUCCCAUCCCUUGAAUUGGAGACUCCAAGAACCAAUUCUGAGCCAGAAGAUUGUCCCCCUGAGUCAUCUCUACCUAGGCGACUGCUAAGCCUGACACUGGAAGUGAACACAGCUAAACUAACAGCUUUUGUAGCUGAAGAUAGGUUCAUUACUCUAGCUGCAGAGAGUGUGUCACUGAAUCGGCAUGGAGGUUCACUGCAAGCUUAUUGCCCAGAGCUGGCUGCUGGCUUUGAUGGUAAUAGCAUUUUCAACUUCAAGGAGGUGGAGGUGCAGUUGCUACCAGAGCUAGAGGAGAUGAUCCUCCACCGGAACCCCUUCCCUACACUGCAGACCCUCCGAAAUCGUGUUUGGCUCCUCUCCCUUGGUUCAGUUUCAGUGGAGUUCCCUUAUCAGUAUGACUUCUCUCGAACUCUGGAUGAGGCCGUGGGAGUGCAGAAGUGGCUUAAGGGGCUCCAUCAAGGGACUCGCAUUUGGGCCUCUCCAAGCCCAGCCUCACUCCCACCUGAUCUACUCCUGAAGGUUCAGCACUUCUCGUGGGUUUUUCUGGAUGACAUUUUUGAGGUGAAACUUCACGAUAACUAUGAACUGAUGAAGGAUGAAAGUAAAGAAAGUGCCAAAAGACUGCAGCUGCUGGAUGCCAAAGUGGCUGCCCUUCGGAAGCAACAUGGAGAGUUAUUGCCGGCUCGAAAAAUUGAGGAGCUCUAUGUCUCUUUGGAACGCAAAAACAUUGAAAUCUACAUCCAGCGUUCCCGCCGUCUCUAUGGCAACACACCCAUGCGCCGAGCACUGCUCACUUGGAGCCUGGCAGGGCUAGAACUGGUGGCUCUGGCAGAUGCCUCUUUCCAUGGACCUGAGCGUGUGCUAGAGCAGGUUCGAGAGCUUGAUCCAGGAAGCCCUUUUCCUGCUGAAGGAAUAGAUCUUGUCAUUCAGUGGUGUCGCAUGCUCAAAUGCAGUGUUAAGACCUUCCUGGUUCGGAUCAGAGACUAUCCAAGGUACCUGUUUGAGAUUCGUGAUUGGCGGCUUAUGGGUCGACUUGUGGGCACUGAGCAGAGUGGUCAAACUUGCUCCCGUCGACGUCAGAUCCUGCACUUGGGGCUCCCAUGGGGUAAUGUGGCAGUAGAGAGGAAUAUGCCACCACUCAAGUUCUACCAUGACUUUCACUCGGAAAUCUUUCAGUACACAGUGGUAUGGGGCCCAUGCUGGGAUCCAGCCUGGACACUAAUUGGCCAUUGUGUGGACCUCUUGACCAAGCCCUCAGCUGACCCCAGUCCACCUUUGCCCUGGUGGGACAAGAGCCGCCUUCUCUUUCAUGGGGACUGGCGCAUGGACAUUGAGCAGGCAAACCUGCAUCAGCUGGCCACUGAGGAUCCAUAUAAUACAACUGAAAACAUGCACUGGGAAUGGAGCCACCUUUCUUUUCAUUGGAAACCUGGUCAGUUUGUGUUCAAAGGUGACUUGGAUGUCAACGUGAGAACAGCCUCUAAGUAUGACGACUGCUGCUUCCUUCACCUGCCUGACCUCUACAUGAUGCUGGACCUGCAGUGGCUGUGCCAUGGGAACCCUCAAGAUCACCACAGUGUCACUCUGAGGGCCCCAGAGUUCCUGCCCGAGGUGCCCUUGGGCCAGCUCCAUGACUCCUACCGGGCCUUUCGCUCUGAGAACCUCAAUCUCUCCAUCAAGAUGGAUCUGACUCGGCACAGCGGGACAAUAUCUCAGCCCCGAAUUCUGCUAUAUAGUAGUACUCUGCGCUGGAUGCAAAACUUCUGGGCAACUUGGACUAGUGUCACAAGACCUAUCUGUAGGGGGAAGCUCUUCAAUAACUUGAAACCUAGCAAGAAAAAGCUUGGCCAGCACUACAAGCAGCUUUCCUUUACUGCACUUUUUCCUCAGUUGCAGGUACAUUAUUGGGCUUCCUUUGCCCAGCAACGGGGCAUCCAGAUUGAGUGUAGUCAGGGCCAUGUCUUCACUCGGGGGACUCAGCGGCUUAUUCCUCAAGCAGGCACAGUGAUGCGGCGCCUCAUCUCUGACUGGAGUGUGACUCAGAUGGUGAGUGACCUAAGUCAGGUGACUGUUCACCUGAUGGCCUCGCCCUCUGAAGAGAAUGCUGAUCACUGCCUUGAUCCCUUGGUAACAAAGACUCACCUGCUAAGCCUGUCUUCCCUCACCUACCAACGACACAGCAAUCGACACAGCAGUCGCAUGGCUGAGGAGGAGCUCCCUACUCGAGAUGGAGAUCCUGCCUUUCAUACACACCAGCUGUACUUGGUAGAUUUACGAAUUUCCUGGACAACUGCCAACCGAGACAUUGCUUUUGGAUUGUAUGAUGGCUACAAAAAGGCUGCUGUACUCAAACGUAAUCUCUCUACUGAAGCCCUAAAGGGCUUAAAGAUUGACCCUCUGAUGUCAGCCAAAAAACCAAAGCGAGGUGUUCAAACUAGUGACCCAGUCCCACCUCAUGUCAACACUCCUAACUUCAGUGGAUGCCCUGACAAGGGCUCAUCAGGAGGUGCUUACAUGUUACAGAAGCUGAUUGAAGAGACAGAUAGGUUUGUGGUAUUCACAGAGGAGGAGUCGGGUAUGAGUGAUCAAUUGUGUGGCAUUGCUGCCUGCCAGACGGAUGACAUAUACAACCGAAACUGCCUUAUUGAGCUGGUCAACUGCCAGAUGGUUCUUCGAGGAGCAGAGACAGAAGGUUGUGUCAUUGUGUCAGCUGCCAAAGCCCAGCUACUGCAGUGCCAACACCAUCCAGCUUGGUAUGGUGAUACAUUGAAGCAAAAGACAUCAUGGACUUGCCUCUUAGAUGGCAUGCAAUACUUCGCUACCACUGAAAGCAGCCCUACGGAGCAGGACGGCCGACAACUCUGGCUAGAGGUCAAGAAUAUUGAGGAGCACCGACAGCGUAAUCUGGACUCAGUGCAAGAGCUGAUGGAGAGCGGACAGGCAGUGGGAGGCAUGGUUACCACAACCACAGAUUGGAAUCAGCCAGCUGAAGCCCAGCAAGCCCAGCAAGUGCAGCGGAUCAUUUCACGUUGUAAUUGUCGAAUGUACUAUAUUAGUUACAGCCAUGACAUUGAUCCUGAACUAGCAACUCAGAUUAAGCCACCUGAGGUUCAUGAGAACCAGGAAAAGGAAGAUCUCCUCAAGAAGCAGGAAGGGGCUGUGGAUACCUUCACUCUUAUUCAUCAUGAGUUGGAAAUUUCCACCAACCCUGCUCAGUAUGCCAUGAUCCUGGACAUUGUCAACAACCUGCUGCUCCAUGUAGAACCCAAACGGAAGGAGCACAGUGAAAAGAAGCAGCGGGUUAGAUUCCAGCUCGAGAUCUCUAGCAAUCCCGAGGAGCAGCGCAGCAGCAUUUUGCAUCUGCAGGAGGCUGUGCGGCAGCACGUGGCUCAGAUUCGGCACCUAGAGAAACAGAUGUAUUCUAUCAUGAAGUCUUUGCAGGAUGACAGCAAGAAUGAGAACCUCCUUGAUCUGAAUCAGAAGCUUCAGUUGCAGCUAAACCAGGAGAAAGCCAAUCUACAGCUAGAAAGUGAAGAGCUUAAUAUUCUCAUCAGGUGUUUUAAGGAUUUCCAGUUACAGCGGGCCAACAAGAUGGAGCUGCGAAAGCAGCAAGAAGAUGUGAGUGUGGUCCGCCGCACUGAGUUUUACUUUGCUCAGGCACGUUGGCGCCUGACAGAGGAAGAUGGACAGUUGGGAAUUGCUGAACUAGAGCUGCAGAGGUUCCUGUACAGUAAGGUGAAUAAGUCUGAUGAUACAGCAGAACAUCUUCUGGAGUUGGGCUGGUUCACUAUGAACAACCUCCUUCCUAAUGCUGUCUAUAAGGUAGUCUUGCGCCCCCAGAGCUCCUGCCAGUCUGGGCGACAGCUAGCCCUGCGCCUCUUCAGCAAAGUCCGACCCCCUGUUGGGGGUAUCUCUGUUAAGGAACACUUUGAGGUAAAUGUAGUGCCUCUCACCAUCCAGCUGACACACCAGUUUUUCCAUAGAAUGAUGGGCUUUUUCUUUCCUGGCCGAAGUGUGGAAGAUGAUGAAGUUGGUGAUGAAGAGGAUAAAUCAAAACUAGUGACAACUGGAAUACCAGUGGUGAAGCCUCGGCAGCUAAUAGCAACAGAUGAUGCAGUACCACUGGGCCCUGGGAAGGGUGUGGCACAGGGCUUAACUCGAAGUUCUGGGGUCAGAAGGUCAUUUCGGAAAUCACCUGAGCACCCUGUGGAUGAUAUUGACAAGAUGAAAGAGCGAGCUGCUAUGAACAACUCCUUCAUUUACAUAAAGAUUCCACAGGUUCCACUGUGUGUCAGCUAUAAGGGUGAGAAGAACAGUGUGGAUUGGGGUGACCUUAACCUGGUGCUGCCUUGUCUGGAAUACCACAACAACACAUGGACAUGGCUAGACUUUGCCAUGGCUGUCAAAAGAGACAGCAGAAAAGCUCUGGUUGCCCAGGUAAUCAAAGAAAAGCUAAGGCUGAAGCCUGCAACAGGGUCUGAUAUCCGGGGAAAGCAGGAAGCUAAAUCAGACGUGAAUAUGCAACAGCAGGAAGAAGAGAAAGCUCGACUCCUCAUCGGUUUAAGUGUGGGUGACAAGAACCUCGGGAAGAAGUCCAUCUUUGGCAGGCGCAAGUGAUCUGUCAAUCAAGUGGCUGCAGUACAAGAUCUGAGAUCUGACUCUGGCUCACGCUCCAGGGACUUGUGGGAUGGACUUGUGGGGGUUUGGAACCCAUGGGGUACUAUGGAGACAGGCACUGUUCUUUAGAAGGUGGUUUGUUCCCUGAAGGGUGUGUAGACAGUAAUACUGAGUUCCAUCUGAUGUGAGUCACACCUGGGGCCAGAGAGGCAACAUAAGAACCAGACCAGAGAAUGAGCCCAGGGGCUGGGUUCCAGUUCUGUUCAGGUCAACUGAAAGGGUGGGGGGAUAAUUCUGAUUAAGUGCGAUAAAUUUUUAUAAAAAGACACAUAUAUAUAAAAAUAUAUAUACAUAUAUAUAUAUUUCUAAGUGUAACUGCUCUCCCCAUGUGCCAGGAAGCUGAGGGGAGGGGACUUGAUCUCUGUCUUACUCCACUGCCUUGUAUGAUAAUGGUAUGAGUGUUCAGGGGGAAUCUAUAUGUUGACUUGGGAGGAUGAUAGUAGGAGCCAGGGCUGGCCAUGAGUGCCCUACUCUUCCCCCUGGGGUAUGCCUUGGGAAUGGCCAAAAAAAAAAUAAGAUUUAAAGAGGAAAAAAAAUAUUUUAAAUUUGA
This is a messenger RNA of Perognathus longimembris pacificus (Pacific pocket mouse), 7427 nucleotides long. It is a transcript of the gene Bltp2, whose product is annotated as KIAA0100 ortholog. The record is from RefSeq and is a predicted model, not a curated record. The transcript is spliced from 39 exons. Lineage: Eukaryota; Metazoa; Chordata; Mammalia; Rodentia; Heteromyidae. The coding region runs from base 101 to 6817 and encodes 2238 amino acids.